This is a messenger RNA of Mercurialis annua (annual mercury), 1585 nucleotides long. RefSeq names its product probable pectate lyase 4. Lineage: Eukaryota; Viridiplantae; Streptophyta; Magnoliopsida; Malpighiales; Euphorbiaceae. Bases 364 to 1503 code for a protein of 379 amino acids. The record is from RefSeq and is a predicted model, not a curated record. The transcript has 4 exons. Gene Ontology annotation, molecular function: pectate lyase activity.
UAAAAAUAGCAAAUUAGUUUAAUUUAUGAUUCACUGUUUUUUUUCCUUCUAAAAAUAGCUCUAAGCACAACUAGAAACUUCAACUGCCAUCAUCCGUCCAUCCUUACAAUUAACACCAGUUUAAUUGAGCUUUUAACCAUAACUAAAUAAUUUCAUAUCAACCAUCUCAAUUUUUAAAACCAAUUUUUUUUAUAACCAUUAGUAAUCUACUAUUUUUAUCUCCUUCACCACUAAUAAAACCAUCUCCUACCCAAUUCUUCAAGCUAACCCUGGGAUAAAAUAAAUACUUUUCUUAAUCAAAUUUUAUUUUUUGUGGCAUUUUUGUAGUCUAAAAGAUCAAAAGGAGUGUAUAAAUUAACAAAGAUGGCCGUACAAGGGCUUGUUGGAUUGGCUCUUUGUAUGGUCAUCUUUUGUUUCUUUUUCACUCCUAUUUUAUGUAAUGCCCAAAAAAUGAAUGUUAUUGACCGUUGUUGGCGAGAAAACCCUAAAUGGCGAAGAACCCGACAGCAGUUGGCCACAUGCUCCGUUGGUUUUGCCGGAAAAAUGAUUAAUAAUAUAGGAAAAGGUGUUGUUAACUAUAAGGUCACUGAUCCGAGCGAUGACCCGUCAAACCCUAAACCCGGAACUCUAAGAUAUGGAGCGACUAUGAUUGAUGGGAAAGUAUGGAUAACUUUUAAAAGGAAUAUGCAAAUUAAACUUGAGAAACCUCUUCUCAUUAGUAGUUUUACUACACUUGACGGUCGUGGUGUUAACGCUCACAUUACUGGUAGUGCAUGUCUUUUAGUGUAUAAGGCAACAGAUGUAAUUAUCCAUGGCCUAAGGAUUCACCAUUGUAAGGCAGUAGGACCAAGCACAGUGAAGGGACCCAAUGGACAAAUGGUGCCACUUGGCCAGAUGGACGGUGAUGCGAUCAGAUUAGUGAGCGCAUCAAAAGUUUGGAUAGACCACAACACACUGUAUGCAUGCCAAGAUGGUCUUCUGGACGUGACACGUGGAUCUACAGAUAUUACCAUAUCGAAUAACUGGUUUAAAGACCAAGAUAAAGUUAUGCUUCUGGGGCAUGACGAUGGGUAUGAUAGAGAUAAGAACAUGAAGGUGACUGUUGUUUACAAUCAUUUUGGACCCAAUUGCAACCAAAGAAUGCCAAGGGUUCGCCAUGGAUAUGCACAUGUAGCCAACAACCUGUAUCAGGGAUGGCAACAAUAUGCAAUUGGAGGAAGCAUGAAGCCAAGCAUUAAGAGUGAAGCUAACUACUUCAUUGCAUCAAAAGGAAACAAAGAGGUUACAUGGAGAAAUGGAAUUAAUGAGCAAACGAAGCCAUGGAACUUCUACUCUGUGGGGGAUUUAUUUGAAAAUGGAGCUUCAUUCAUUCAAAGUGGUCUGGGCAAGGCCAAGCCUAACUACACCGAUCAACAAAAAUUUCAAGUUGCAGAUGCUGGUUCUGUCAGGUCAUUGACAAGUUCAUCUGGUGCUUUAAAGUGCGUUAGAACUAUUACAUGUUGAGUUAAGAAUCAUCAAAAUGAUGAACAAGAAAAUAAAAUAAAUUCAAUAAAAGUAGACAUGGAUGUCAAAUUAUUAUAAGUAA